AUGGACCGAACCCUCUUUCACAUUUCCCCAGACCAGACAUACAUAUUCAUUGCCGAACUGAUCUACGGCCAGAUGAACCGCCCCGAACGACCCUCGCCCUAUCUCCUGCCUGAUCACGUACUGGUUGAUCCUAUGUUCUGCUGUCCCAUCGUCCUGGCUAGUUGUAUACUCCGAGCGAGCGUUGAGUGUUUCCUGUCCCGCGCAUUAGUUCCUGUGCCCGACGAGCCAGAAAGAAAAAAGCCACCGACCUUCACCGGGCGCCUGGUCCUGGGAUUUCGUCGCUGGUGCCUCUGGGGACUCUCAUAG
Penicillium lagena is the source of this 306-nucleotide messenger RNA. RefSeq lists its product as uncharacterized. The record is from RefSeq and is a predicted model, not a curated record. The transcript has a single exon. Bases 1 to 306 code for a protein of 101 amino acids. NCBI's taxonomy places the organism in Eukaryota, Fungi, Ascomycota, Eurotiomycetes, Eurotiales, Aspergillaceae.